Molecule: messenger RNA, 3262 nt
Organism: Etheostoma spectabile (orangethroat darter)
Lineage: Eukaryota; Metazoa; Chordata; Actinopteri; Perciformes; Percidae
Exons: 15
Coding region: 131-3178 (1015 amino acids)
Biological process (GO): centriole elongation; cilium assembly
Cellular component (GO): centrosome; centriole
Molecular function (GO): tubulin binding
Source: RefSeq, a predicted model, not a curated record
CAGCAACAGCAAACUUCCCUCAACGGCCACUUAACUCAACUUGACCCAAGACGACAGCUGUUGAGGUUCAGAUGAAGACAAGCUCGGUAUAAAGCGGUUGUCAAACAAAUCGAGUGAGUAUCGUGCAACGAUGUCUGCUGAAAUACCCAUGGAGAGAACAUACCAGAGGACAUGCACAGACUCAAACCUGUCAGUUCAGACUCCUGCACCUAACCCAGCCACUUCUGGAGCCACUAGGGGGGAUAGGGUGGAGCACCAAGGGGGCAGCCUGGGCCCGCUGGCCUUUCAGUGUGAACCAACGUUGGACAGGACUCGCCCGGACCUGUCCUCUCUCCUGAGCCCUGAUAACGCCGUCCCCGUUGUCCCAAACCUGCCGACUGCUACCAACCAGGAUGCCUCUCAGACUGUAAAUCAGACUGGGCAACAAGUUCCAGAUCAGCCACAUGAGGUGCUUCAGCAACAAAUUGAGCAGAUCCACAAGGUCCUCCAGGAGCAGAGUAGACUGCUAACUCUACCAGGAACAGUCUCUGUUGAAGGUCUGAUGUUUCCUGUCUGUGUACCCUUGCGGUGGAUCGGCAUGCUACCUGUGUUGACUGCCGUGAGCUCUGAUAAGCUCCCAGUUUUCAACGUGUCAUUUCCUCCUCCAUCAGAUGGAAGGAAGCCUGAGGAUCAUCCUGUCUCCACAUGUCUCAGCCAGGAUGCAUUUAGAUCCAAAAAAGAGACUGCAGAGCAGAGAGACUUACCUACCACCGCUGGGACUGACCACCACAGAGAUGAGCCAGACCAGGACCCAGUCAGCCCCUCUGGAGUGAGAAUCAUCCCGCCUGCCAACUCUGAAGACAGAUCUGCUGUGAGAGAGGAAGAGACCUUUGGGGAGUGUGUAGAGGAGCAGCUGAAAGUGCAUGAAAUCUCUGAGCCAAAACAGCUGCAGACCCUCAGUGGGAAGAUGAGGUUGACAGAGAGACAGUACUUCUUGCGGGAAGGAGAGAGCAUUUCCAGGGUAGACAGAAAUAAUUUGAAUUUCUCUGAUCAGCAGGAUGUCCAGAGAGGGGCUUCCCUCCGCUCGCAGCAGCCCAGCAGGAAGUUGACCCCUGGCCUCCAGAGGCGCUCCUCUGCCCCAUCUUCAGUCUUUAAAGACGAAGGAACUCAGCUUGAAAGCUUGAAAACUGAGUUUGGGACUUUACAAGACUUUGGCUCAGCUUCAUAUAAUCCUCAGACACCUGAGUUCAGCCAGAGGAAGACCCAAACAGAGAUCCAGGCUCAGCCUCAUGUCCGCAGCCUAGAACAAACUUAUUUCAACACUCCUCUUGUGUCCGAACCAGAAACUCCACCUGACCAAGUAAAACAGAUCACUAAUAUUCCUGCAGCGACAGACAGAGAGGGCAGCAUUGGCCAAUUACAAAAGAAAGAAUACAGUGAAAACCGUCAUUCAAGGGAAACAGAAUACAGAAUUAAUGAAUCACUCUCUGAGCCAAUACCCUCAGAUAGUAAGUCAUUUAGGGAAAAAACGAUGAGGCACCAGGAUGUAGAAAAGAUGUGUGAAACUGCCAGAAAAACAGAUGACGAAGACGAGGUGAAAGGUCAGAUUGUCACAGCACAUCAAGGAAAAAUGACGGUGAGCUCAUCUGUUGCCUUCUCAGAGGACCUAUGGGAACAACCCCUGGAGCAGAACAACACACCUGUCUGGACUCCCAGACAUCCCAGAGUUGCGUAUGAAUCAAACUUAGUGCAACAUUUUAACAUUCCCCCCCCUUUGAGGGACAACAGAGUUUCCCACCGGGCCGGGGGAAAUCCGGAAGUUAUUGUUAGUGUUAAGACCAUUCACGACCCCACGGAGAGAGUCCCAAGCUUUAACGUUGAAACUCUAUCCACCGGCUGUGAUGAAACGAAAACACAUUUUCAUCUCUGCCAGUGGAGCAUGUCGAGACCAGGAAGCGGCACAGACUCAGACGGGGUCAAAGGUCAAAAACAAGCUACAACAACCGCAGCAGCAGCAUUUUGUCUUUGUGCGCCAAACAACACAAGUGAAGUCCCAACACCUCUGAAACGCACUAUAUUUCCCACAUAUUCCACUUCAGGAGGCGUGACUGGCGGUGGUAGUGGCGAUGAAUCUCACCGCCCCUCCCAGUGUCACCAGUUUCCCAAGCUCCCAUCCCCUCCUCCCUGCCUCGGCUUCCACGAUUCCCACUUAAACCUUUCGGAGGAUGACAAUGCCAGCGAGGCUGAGGAGAGGUGGAUGUUCCCAGGGAUCCAGAAACAGGAACAGAGUUCUGGAUCUGGACUAAGGCCUCAGUAUCAGUCCUCUUCCCCUGGCUCCAGCAGAGAUGAUAAAGCUUUGGCUGAUUCUAAUGGGGGUCAGAAAAUGUCCAAGAUACACAGACUGAAACCAGAAAAAAACCCUGAUGUUCCAGAUGUAACUGAAAUGGCACAAUCGUCGAGGGGGUUUCUCAGGCCCUCAGGCGCAGAUGACAGCCUCUUCAAGCAUCAGUUCAAUCUAGAGAUAAGGGAAUGGUCUGUAGUUCGACGCCAGCUAGAGGAGGUGAUAACAGAAACCUCUGAGCUGAGGAGGAACCUUACAGUUACUCCACAUUGCCGCCCAGUGGCCGGCCGAUGCACUGCACAAACAAAAACUGUACACCAGCAGGGACAGACAGAGAUCUCUACAUCUCCCGAGAUGGAGCAGCUUCUCGCUAACGGGUGCAGCGUGGUGACUUUCCCUGACGGGACAAGGAAAGUAACUUCUGCAGACCAGAAGACAAAAACGGUCACAUUCUUCAAUGGAGACGUCAAACACAUUUUGGAAGAUGGCAAAGUGGUGUAUUACUAUGCUGGUUCACGGACAACGCACACCACCCACCCAAAUGGUCUGGAGGUCCUUCACUUCCACAACAAGCAGAUUGAGAAGCGACACCCUGGGGGGAGGAGAGAGAUCAUAUUUCCAGACCAGACCAUUAAGUAUUUGGAGACUGACGGCAGCGAGAGGACAAUCUUCCCUGAUGGCACCAUCGUUCACCUCUCACCGUUAGGUGAGAAGAUGGUGGAUUUCCCCAACGGUCAGACAGAAAUCCACACCUCCCAGUUCAAGAGGAGGGAGUAUCCUGAUGGGACAGUUAAGACCAUCUACCCCGACGGGCGACAGGAAACCAAGUACGCGUCAGGCAGAGUAAAUGAAAGGUAGAGUGGGAGAGACUUUCAGUAGACACAGACUGUCUGUGGCUCCUCCCACAGCCAAAACAAGUCGACCCACUGCUGCUACUGUCAA